UAACAUAAUUAAAGAAUAAAACUUAAAAAAAAAAAAAAAAACUGAAGAAAAGCAGACAUAUCCAGUGAAAAGAACACCCCCCUCCCCCCACCCGAAUGAUAUCAGAGCUGUUUGUAGACUGGGCCUGUGCCUAGAAAAGCUCCAAAGACGAACCAAAGACUUAAACGAUCACACAAGAGAAGCCCGUACAAUGCUUAUCCGGGGAUUGCUGAUGCUAGUGCUGCCCUCGAUCAUCCUAGGCAAUCGCUACAAUCAGCUGCACUUGUACGCCAAUGGGGCAGGCGGAGGAGGAGCCCCAUCGGCCACGGGGACUGGCACCUACAGGACCUCCACGUCGGCGCAGCAGAACGAGGUCUACUCGGUGGCGGACAGCCAGCCGAUGACAGAGGAUGGCUAUAUGCCAACGAAUCAGCAUUUCCCGCACCAACCGCACCCGGAUCUCGAUGCGAAUCCCGCCCAGAGCACCUGCCAGACGGUGUGCGCCUGCAAGUGGAAGGGCGGCAAGCAGACCGUGGAGUGCAUCGAUAGACACCUCAUCCAGAUACCCGAGCACAUCGACACGAACACCCAGGUGCUGGACAUGUCCGGCAACAAGCUGCAGACGCUCUCCAACGAGCAGUUCGUGCGGGCCAACCUCCUCAAUCUGCAGAAGCUGUAUCUGCGCAACUGCAAGAUCGGGGAGAUCGAGCGGGAGACCUUCAAGGGGCUGACCAACCUGGUGGAGCUCGACCUGUCGCACAAUCUGCUGGUGACGGUGCCCAGCCUGGCCCUGGGGUACAUCCCCUCGCUGCGGGAGCUGACGCUGGCCUCCAACCACAUCCACAAGAUCGAGGGCCAGGCCUUCGGGAACACGCCGUCGCUGCACAAGCUGGAUCUCUCCCACUGCGACAUACAGACGAUCUCCGCGCAGGCCUUCGGCGGCCUCCAGGGCCUCACCCUGCUCCGGCUGAACGGCAACAAGCUGAGCGAGCUGCUGCCCAAGACCAUCGAGACGCUGAGCCGCCUGCACGGCAUCGAGCUGCACGACAAUCCGUGGCUCUGCGACUGCCGACUGCGGGACACCAAGCUCUGGCUGAUGCAGCGCAACAUCCCGUAUCCGGUGGCGCCGGUGUGCUCCGGCGGACCCGAGCGGAUCAUCGAUAGGAGCUUUGCCGACCUACACGUGGACGAGUUCGCCUGCCGCCCGGAGAUGCUGCCCAUCUCGCACUACGUGGAGGCCUCCAUGGGGGACAAUGCGUCGAUCACGUGCCGGGCCCGGGCCGUGCCGGCGGCCAACAUCAACUGGUACUGGAACGGACGCCUGCUGGCCAACAACAGCGCCUUCACCGCCUACCAGCGCAUCCACAUGUUCGAGCAGCUGGAGGGCGGCGGCGGCUUCGAGAAGCGAUCCCGGCUGGUGCUCACCAACGCCCAGGAGACGGACUCCAGCGAGUUCUACUGCGUCGCGGAGAACAGGGCCGGCAGCGCCGAGGCAAACUUCACGCUCCACGUGAGCAUGCGGGCCGCCGGCAUGGCCUCCCUGGGCAGCGGCCAGAUCGUGGGCCUCAGUGCGGCCCUGGUGGCCCUCAUUGUGUUCGCUUUGGGCGUGAUCAUGUGCCUGCUGCUGCGCGUGAAGCGGCAGCCGUACGUCGACAGCAAGACGCCCAACCACAUGGAGGUGAUCACCUCCGUCAACCACCAGAACUCCAUCACGAACAAGACGCAGCCGGUGACCGGGAACGGCAGCAUCGGCGGCGUGGUCAUAGCCAACGGCGCGGUGGCCAACUGCAUCGACGGGGCUCUGAACCAGGCCGGAACGCUGGAGCGGAAGAGCAGCGGCCGGGGCUCGCAUGCGGCCGGCGGGCACGAGCGCAGCGCCAAUCCCGUCCAGAAGCCGCCGCGACUCACGGAUCUGCCCUACUCCACGCAGGGAUACGACAAUGCCGGCAGCGUCCUCUCCACGGCCUCGUGCUUCAUCUCGCCCACGGGCUCUGGGAAUGGGGGCAACAAUCCCGAUCUGAUCAACGACACGCAGCGCUUCGGCAGCGACGAGUUUGCCGACCUCAAGAUACCCAUUGUGGGUGGAGUGGGCGGAGUGGGUGGAGUGGGUGGCAGUGGGGAAUACAGUCGGGCCAAUGGCUGCGACUCUCUGUACCCCUCUGGCCUGUGGGAGCACGCCGCUCCGGCGGGCACCAGCUCGGCGGACGAUCUCUUCAUGAAGCGCUACACGGACAAGACGCCCAUCAUCGACUCCAGCCAGCUGUACGACCUGCACGAGCGCUCGGCGGCCACGGAUUACUUCAGCAAGACCUUCCCCCGGUCCCAUCUGCAGCAGGGCGCGGGCGGGGGAGGAGCCGGAGCCGUGUCGACCACAUCGACGGCCACGACAAACCUUUCGGGUGGCUCCUCGUCCGGCUAUCCGAAUGACUACGGCCUGCCGCUGGUGCCGGGAGCGGAGCACCAGCACAACCACCAGCUGCAGAUGCAUCCGCUGCAGCAGCUCCAGCAGCAGUUGACCUCCACCCUGAACCACCAGCACGGAGCGGGCGGAGGUGGGGGCGGUGUUGGGGGCAGCGCCGGCGGCUCGGCGGGCAGCAGUCCCCACUUCAGCAGCCGCACUCUGCCACGCCUGCACGAGGGGGGGGGCAACAGUGCGCGCUCCUCCCCCACCCCGGUGCCCGGCUCCAGUUCCUGCUCAAUUCUGCCCAACGGGCAGCCCAUCAAUGCCAAGACGAUACGGGUGUGGCAGAAGGGCGGAGUGCCGGUGCUGCCACCAGUGACGGCGCUGAAGCGAGCCCUCAUCAGCAGCAGUCGCAACAGCCCGGACGAGGGCUACCAGGAGGGGUGCGGCACCGAUGUUUAGGCCGCCUACCAGCGGCCCCCCCCCUCGAAGGAAGGAAACCAAGAACUGACUAAACUUAACAGAAUACCAGAUACAGAUACACAGAUACAGAUACAGAUACAGAUAUAGCUCUACAUAUACUCGUCGUACAUCCGAUAGAUACUUGGCUCUGAUCCUAGGCGAGGCGAUGAAUGAAACGAUGUUUGUGAUAGUGUCUGAAAACAAAAGAUAUCAAAUGCGAAUGAAGAUAAUAAUUGGCGAAAGCAAACGAGAGAAGAGGAGGCAAAAGAGGAGG
Drosophila persimilis is the source of this 3116-nucleotide messenger RNA. RefSeq lists its product as uncharacterized. The record is from RefSeq and is a predicted model, not a curated record. The transcript has a single exon. NCBI's taxonomy places the organism in Eukaryota, Metazoa, Arthropoda, Insecta, Diptera, Drosophilidae. The coding region runs from base 191 to 2842 and encodes 883 amino acids. Gene Ontology annotation, molecular function: protein binding.